This is a messenger RNA of Nomascus leucogenys (northern white-cheeked gibbon), 1700 nucleotides long. RefSeq names its product snail family transcriptional repressor 1 (gene SNAI1). Gene Ontology annotation, molecular function: RNA polymerase II cis-regulatory region sequence-specific DNA binding; DNA-binding transcription factor activity, RNA polymerase II-specific. Lineage: Eukaryota; Metazoa; Chordata; Mammalia; Primates; Hylobatidae. The record is from RefSeq and is a predicted model, not a curated record. Gene Ontology annotation, biological process: regulation of DNA-templated transcription.
CCGCGGCACGGCCUAGCGAGUGGUUUUUCUGCGCUACUCCUGCGCUACUCGGCGACCCGAGUGCCUCGGCCACCAUGCCGCGCUCUUUCCUCGUCAGGAAGCCCUCCGACCCCAAUCGGAAGCCUAACUACAGCAAGCUGCAGGACUCUAAUCCAGAGUUUACCUUCCAGCAGCCCUACGACCAGGCCCACCUGCUGGCAGCCAUCCCACCUCCGGAGAUCCUCAACCCCACCGCCUCGCUGCCAAUGCUCAUCUGGGACUCUGUCCUGGCGCCCCAGGCCCAGCCAAUUGCCUGGGCCUCCCUUCGGCCCCAGGAGAGUCCCAGGGCGGCAGAGCUGACCUCCCUGUCAGAUGAGGACAGUGGGAAAGGCUCCCAGCCCCCCAGCCCACCCUCCCCGGCUCCUUCGUCCUUCUCUUCUACUUCAGCCUCUUCCUUGGAGGCCGAGGCCUAUGCUGCCUUCCCAGGCUUGGGCCAAGUGCCCAAGCAGCUGGCCCAGCUCUCUGAGGCCAAGGAUCUCCAGUCUCGAAAGGCCUUCAACUGCAAAUACUGCAACAAGGAAUACCUCAGCCUGGGUGCCCUCAAGAUGCACAUCCGAAGCCACACGCUGCCCUGCGUCUGCGGAACCUGCGGGAAGGCCUUCUCUAGGCCCUGGUUGCUACAAGGCCAUGUCCGGACCCACACUGGCGAGAAGCCCUUCUCCUGUCCCCACUGCAGCCGUGCCUUCGCUGACCGCUCCAACCUGCGGGCCCACCUCCAGACCCACUCGGAUGUCAAGAAGUACCAGUGCCAGGCGUGUGCUCGGACCUUCUCCCGAAUGUCCUUGCUCCACAAGCACCAAGAGUCCGGCUGCUCAGGAUGUCCCCGCUGACCCUUGAGGCUCCCUCUUCCUCUCCAUACCUGCCCCCUGCCUGACAGCCUUCCCCAGCUCCAGCAGGAAGGACCCCACAUCCUUCUCACUGCCAUGGAAUUCCCUCCUGAGUGCCCCACUUCUGGCUGCAUCAGCCCCACAGGACUUUGAUGAAGACCAUUUUCUGGUUCUGUGUCCUCUCCCUGGGCUCUGGAAGAGGCCUUCCCGAGGCCAUUUCUGUGGAGGGAGGGCAGCUGGCCCCCAGCGCCGGGGGAUUCCUGAGCUGGCCUGUCUGCGUGGGUUUUUGUAUCCAGAGCUGUUUGGAUACAGCUGCUUUGAGCUACAGGACAAAGGCUGACAGACUCAUUGGGAAGCUCCCACCCCACUCAGGGGACCCCACUCCCCUCACACACACCCCUCCACAAGGAACCCUCAGGCCACUCUCCACGAGGUGUGACUAACUAUGCAAUAAUCCACCCCCAGGUGCAGCCCCUGGGCCUGCGGAGGCGGUGGUAGACUAGAGUCUGAGAUGCCCCGAGCACAGGCAGCUAUUUCAGCCUCCCGUUUGGCGGGGUGGCACCUGUUUCCCGGGUAAUUUAACAAUGUCUGAAAAGGGACUGUGAGUAAUGGCUGUCACUUGUCGGGGGCCCAAGUGGGGUGCUCUGGUCUGACCGAUGUGUCUCCCAGAACUAUUUUGGGGGCCCGACAGGUGGGCCUGGGAGGAAGAUGUUUACAUUUUUAAAGGUACACUGGUAUUUAUAUUUCAAACAUUUUGUAUCAAGGAAACGUUUUGUAUAGUUAUAUGUACAGUUUAUUGAUAUUCAAUAAAGCAGUUAAUUUAUAUAUUAAAAA